UUCAGUCCACUUGCUUUCCUUUUUCUCUACCAUUUUAUCUCUAAUUUCACAAAAUAAACCAACAUUCAUCUCCAUAUUUUCCCAUUCAUUCACUCUCCUCUCUCUAUCUCUUCACAAAUCAUUAUCAGUGAUCAUUGCAACAUGACACUUUUUCUCGGGAGUCUCUUGUUCAUUUAUUGUACCUUGAUAUCAGUAAUCUCCGCCAAGCCUGAUCCUGAAAUAUGUGAAAAAUAUGAAGUUGUUGAACAAAAAUUCAAAUGUGGACCUGAUGGCUACCCACUACAUUUUGGUCUCAGAAAUUGUCUAAUGUUCAAUAAUCAAAGCACACUUGAUAAGUUCACCCCAAAAGGACGGAAAUUUGUUGGAUGUUCUACUAAUUGUCUAGUCAAAGCCAUUGUUAACAUUUCCGAAUACUCAACCAGCUGCACUCAAAUCCAAGAAGAAGCGUUCAAAUCACACGUCGAUUGCUAUCUCAAUUGUAAUUUCUGUGAAGUGUGCAAAACCGAAAAACUCGCAUUCCUUGGAAGUUACGAUUGGACAGAUUUUCUAAGUUAUGCUGCCGUUAAACAAGUUCUUGCAAUUAUUCGUAAAUGUGGUAUAUUUAGUUGUUUGAAAGUGUUUGAUGUUUAAUAUUAUUUUAUUCGGGUUUUUCGUUCGCUUUCCUUGGUUUUUCGUUGUCCCAUCUCGAAAUAAAUGAAGCUCAUUCAAAAAUGCA
Messenger RNA from Caenorhabditis elegans, 715 nucleotides. It is a transcript of the gene W01A8.8, whose product is annotated as DUF19 domain-containing protein. The record is from RefSeq and is marked reviewed. The transcript has 4 exons. Gene Ontology annotation, molecular function: hormone activity. Lineage: Eukaryota; Metazoa; Nematoda; Chromadorea; Rhabditida; Rhabditidae. Bases 142 to 630 code for a protein of 162 amino acids. Gene Ontology annotation, cellular component: extracellular region. Gene Ontology annotation, biological process: signal transduction.